AUGCCACGAGCUGCUAAUGAGACAGAAACAACAGCAACUAGAGCAGUUAUCAUGAGCGACAACGGUAUACAACAUGGAAAAUCCAACGUCCCUACCACUGGCGUCUCAAGCGGCUGGAACGUAGGAAGCGAUGCCGUUGUGCACUGGAAUGAUGGUGGCAUGGCAGCAGACAAGCAGAUAGUGUGCGAGACAUGA
Molecule: messenger RNA, 195 nt
Organism: Colletotrichum graminicola M1.001
Lineage: Eukaryota; Fungi; Ascomycota; Sordariomycetes; Glomerellales; Glomerellaceae
Exons: 2
Coding region: 1-195 (64 amino acids)
Source: RefSeq, a predicted model, not a curated record